CAGCAUACAACUUCCACUGCACGUCGUUUCCUUUUCUUCUGCAUACGCCUGUUUGUGUAAUAUCUGACCUGGUGUCAGGUUUCUUUCAGGAGCAUUUAUGUGAGGCUAUCUCAUAUUGUUUCUACUGGUGAUCUUCAUACUUAGGGUUCUGCUGCGCAGACGCUUCCCAUUUCUUGACCUUUUUAAUUAUCUCUCGUUUUUAACGGUGCGCUAUUGGAGAUGGAGUCUUCUGCUGGAUCGGAUAGACAUAUGGAAGGUGACAGGACAGGAAACAUCGACACGACACCUCCGGUUAUGAAGGGCUCGUUGCGAAAGAUGCUCUCCAUACCCGAAUCGCUGCGUAUCCUGACAGAUCCGGUGCAAGAUUUAUUCUCGCUACCUAUUGCCUUUCCCUCCGGCUUAAAGUUGCCUCAACUGAGUCCUGAUACAACCGAAAGAGUCUUUCCCAUCCGCUCAGUUGUCUCUGUCGAUUCUUCUACGCCAUCUUCUACGUUACAAACACCUUCGUUGGAAAGCUCAGAAAGACAGAUAUCGCCGUUCUCGGAAAUUUCGUCGACUUUCUCGAUAGGGAGAGACAGAUCCAAUAACCAACCGAUAACCCCAGCGACCGACUAUACGAGCUACACGUCGCCUACUACCGAAAAUGGAAUAUCGGGUGACAGGUGGGGAUGCGGAAUCCUUGCCAGUCCUGAGUCUUCCAACAGGAAAGACUUAAGCCUCGCAAAUCUGCAACACAUUCAGCAAGUGGACAGAACCAUCGAGACGGCACAUAAGCUCAGGGACAUGCUGCAGGAAUCUCGGAAUGAAAGGUCUGUCUACCCAUUCGGUGCAUUGGUGGUAUUGAAAGAGUCUGAAGGACGGCUGCUUGUUCAUGCUUCGAGCAGAAAUACAGGGGAGGUCAUUGGCUAUACUCCCAAAGAGCUCUUUCUGCUCGAAUCUUUUUGCAAUAUCUUGCGACGAGAUCAAAGAACAACAUUCCUGAGUCACACGAAGUCUAUCGGAGAGAAGUGCUACGACGUUGAGCAACAUGGUCCAGAUGUCCUUGAUUUGACCGUCACCACGCGAAACGGAGAGUCAAAGGACUUCUGGUGCACCAUUCAUGCCAACAAUGACAGUACGGACUACAUAAUCUGCGAGAUCGAGCCACAACAGAGCUUAUCAGACAGCAUUAGCGACAAUGAUGAUCCAAAAUCUCAACGUCCAACGCACAGUAAAGCAAGGAUAUCCGCAGCACCACACAAAGAGACGGACGACGCGUCUGAGGCUUUCGAUGUGUUCAGGACGCUCGGACAGACCAAAAAUGGAUUCGAAUACUCAAAUAUCCUCAACGCAGUAUCGAGAAUCAUCCAGCUUACUUCGACCGCACAAUCUGUUGAUAUGCUAUUCAAUCGAGUGGUCAGGGUCCUCAAAGAGCUUACUGGAUUUAACCGGGCCACGGUGUACCGAUUCGACAGUGAUUGGAACGGCAUUGCCGUGGCUGACCUUGCAGACCCGGAAUUGUCGGGGGAAACUUGCGAGGAUAUGCACUUCCUUGGCUCUAUGUUCUCUGAGGACUUGCAAACACUUCACUCACGAAACAAAGUCCGUCUUUCAUACAACCGUAGACAGAAUCUGCCUACUGGGCUGGUAUACAGAAAACCUGGUUCUGCCUCUCAACUGGACACGAGCUUCUGUUAUUUAUCAAUGGAAUCACCAGCCCCUUUGGAGUUUCUUUCCCGCAGGCCUCUGGAGGCAUGCGUCUCUAUAAGAAUCAAUGUCUUCGGAAAGCUCUGGGGCUUGGUAUCAUGCAAAUCCUAUGCCCAAGGUGCCAGGUUAUUGCCUCCGUUGCAAAAGCUCUGCUGGCUUAUUAGCGACACUUUGUCAAGCAACAUCGAACGCCUAUCUUACACGCUACCCUUUCAAUUAGUGCAGCAGAACUCCCCUAGGGAAGUCGACAAGAGGGAGACUGUUCCAGGAAUUGAUAUCCUUAGCUUGUUUGGGGCCGACUACGCUGCCUCCUCGAUCAUGGGCGAAACAAAGAUACUCGGCAGGCCGUUUGAUUCAGGAGAGGUUCUUGCUAUCGUGGAAUACAUGAGGGCGAGAAAACUCGAUACGAUUGCUUGGUCAACGGAUGUCAACAAAGAUUUCCAAGACCUCCAUUAUCCCCCUGGUUUUCGAUAUGUGUCUAGUCUCCUUUUUAUUCCAUUGUCGGCUGAUGCUCGCAAUUUCAUUGUUUUCUUCCGGACCACCCAAUGGAGAGAAAUGACGUGGGUUGGGUGCUCAAACGGACCAGAGCCAAGCUGUACCCACGAAAAAGGCCAUGUCCCAUGUAGACCAGAUGCAUGGUCUGCUGUGGACCAGGGAAAAGCUUCUGUUCUUUCUUUGAUAUACAAAACAUUCGCUGAAGUAUGGCAGCAGAAGGAGACCGCCAUGCAAAACACGCAGCUCAUGAAACUUCUCCUUGCGAAUUGUGCUCACGAAUUCCGGACGCCCUUGAACGCGAUUAUCAACUAUCUGGAGAUUGCCCUGGAUGGCUCUUUGAGCCAGGAGACCCGCGAUAAUCUUUCCCGGUCGCACUCAGCUUCGAAAUCGCUCGUCUAUAUAAUCAACGACCUCUUGGAUCUAACGAAUGCGGAAAAUGGGCAAAGCCUGAUUAAGGAUGAAGUUUUCGAUUUAUCUGGGACUAUCAAAGAAGCGACACAUAUAUUCGGAGAGGAGGCCAAACAGAAGGCCGUUGAGCUGAACAUUGUCCAACACACCGACCUUCCCCGUGUUCUUGGAGAUCAACGACGAGUACGCCAAGUAAUAAUGAACCUGAUCAGCAACGCUGUGCAACACACAACCAACGGAUCAGUAGUUAUCGAGACUUGCCUUACUCCUGACACGACAAACUCCGACACCAUCGGCGUCGAAGUGGCUGUCCACGAUACAGGUUCGGGGAUGUCGCAGGAAGCCGUGGAAGCUCUGUUUUGCGAAUUGGAGGAGGUAUCGAACGAGGACUAUUUGCAAGACUCUAAAUGCUGCCGGAGUAAGGUUGACGACACCACGGGGGCCAAGAAUGUUCUUGGCCUAGGGCUGGCAUUGGUUGCCCGUAUUGUCCGCACUAUGGACGGACGGUUGACUGUGAAGUCGGAGCAGGGAGUCGGAAGUUCCUUUAAGAUUAAGCUCAGGUUUCCAUUGCCGUCUGAGUUGGCAAGUGACGGUGGCAGAAGCAAUGAUUCACGUCCAGCAACACUUGAAAGAAGGGAUAUCAAUCCUGCGAGACCUAAAUGCGAAAAUGAAUGCUCGACUCGCUACGGCGAGACUCAAAGUGAAAAACGCGGCGAUUCCAAUAUUGACAUUGCAGUGAGCACCGAGUCGUCUGAACUGGUUCACCAAUCCGUGAGCCCUACCAAAAAUAAACAGCCUGAUUCUGCGGGAACAGAAUCGUCUAUUAGAAUCGCAUCACCAUUACCAAAAGUAAAUAUAACUCAUAAAAACCUAUCGAAACCGGAUGCCAUUCCAGUCGACGGAGUCGCCAAGCCAGACCCAGAUUCAGCAGAACAAACCGAGAAACCCUCGAGCACUGCCCAUCCCGAACCAAAAUCUACUCUACAUGUCUUAGUAGCUGAAGAUGAUCGCAUCAACAGCGCGAUCGUGCGGAAGAGACUCGAGAAGUUGGGGCAUACGGUGCACUUGACUGUGAACGGGAAAGAAUGCGCCACAGCGUACCAAGAGUGUCCUGAUUCAUUCGAUGCCGUGUUGAUGGACAUACAGAUGCCCAUCGUCGACGGCCACGGCGCCACGAAACUUAUACGCGAACACGAAGAGUCUUGUGACAGGAAAAUUCCCAUCUUUGCCGUGUCAGCAUCACUGAUGGAAAAGGAUAAGCAAAUGUACAUUGAUUCUGGAUUUGACGGUUGGAUUAUGAAACCGAUUGACUUUCAGCGGUUGAACCAUUUGCUCAGCGGGGUGUAUACAGAUCAUAUCCGCAAUGGCGAGGAUAGUAUUUAUAUCCCAGGAAAGUGGGAGAACGGUGGAUGGUUUGGGCAUGAUAUAGCAUGAUGUACGAUACGUAGAUGGUAUACACAACAACAAUGAACUAUAUACAACUGUACACUCUCCUCUGACUAGUAAUACUCCGGCAAGUCCCCAAAAUCCGGCACAUCAUCCCCACACCUAAAAG
This is a messenger RNA of Aspergillus glaucus CBS 516.65, 4144 nucleotides long. Its product is annotated as hybrid sensor histidine kinase/response regulator. NCBI's taxonomy places the organism in Eukaryota, Fungi, Ascomycota, Eurotiomycetes, Eurotiales, Aspergillaceae. Gene Ontology annotation, molecular function: phosphorelay sensor kinase activity. The transcript is spliced from 3 exons. The record is from RefSeq and is a predicted model, not a curated record. Gene Ontology annotation, biological process: phosphorelay signal transduction system; regulation of DNA-templated transcription; phosphorylation. The coding region runs from base 220 to 4023 and encodes 1267 amino acids.